This is a messenger RNA of Symbiodinium natans, 1512 nucleotides long. NCBI's taxonomy places the organism in Eukaryota, Dinophyceae, Suessiales, Symbiodiniaceae. The record is from the annotation of a GenBank genome assembly.
AUGCUCCUAGCGGUGCUGGUAGCAUGCUUGGAGCUUUGCUCCGGAGCCCAGAGGCAGUGGCCGCAGCCACCCCUAGAAAGAGUGCGGCACCAUUGCAAUGGAUGCUUCUUAGACCUGACGCCGGCUGCUCGAACGUGUGAUUUCAACUACGAAAGGAUCUGCACUGAGAAGGCGGGCUGCCUGCGUCCGGAUGCGCGCUGCAUCGAGGGCCCGACGCCUCACUCGCUGUAUGACAUGCGGUGCUGCUGUGUUCCAGAGGACGGUGUGACGGACAGCAGCGUGUGCGACAUUGUUGAUUUUCUCCACUUGCCUGGAAUAUAUUUGCACUGUAAACUGAAAUGCUGUGAACAUCAGACUUGUGCAACGGGCUGCGCGGACAAGGAUGAAGGCUGCGGCGAAGCCCUGCCCCCUUUUGAGGGCCCAUGCCGCAUUUGGGCCAACGCCACAGCACCGCAGCAGUCUGAGGCAAACUGCUGCCUCUGGGGCCGUGGAGUGAAGUGCUCCUCCACCCGGGAGGAGCCUUGCUGCAUGGAGGCAGAUGUGCAUCCCGGGCAGCUUUGCCAGCCCACGCAGGCUGCCUGCAUGAUAAAGCCUUCAACAACGGCAAUCCCGGAGCCGGCAGGCGGAUCCAGCCUAGCAGAGACGGUCUGCAUAGUGAGUGCGGCACUGUCAGUGCUAGGGCUCGUGGCUGGCGUGGUCAUCACUCAGUGCAGGGGACGAGGUCCUGAAGCCAGGGAGCGCUUGUUGCGGGAAGCAGGCCCUGCCAUGUCGCUGGUCGAAGUGCCUCCCACUGGGAGGAGGGUCGCAAUCAUCGUAACAUGUGAGCAUUUCAAGGCUGGUAGCCCUAGCUUCGACAACAUUGACGGAGCUCGUGGACAAGGACUCCGGUUGAAAAGCAUGUUUGAAGACGAGCUGGGCUUUGACUCGGAUUUUGUGGUGCAUGAGCCGGACGUAUUGACGACGGCCGACUUUUGGCAAGUAGUGGCUCGUCUGUUGCAGAGGCUAAAUGGUGAGCCGCAUGUGCUGCUGGUUCUGUACUUCAUUACGCACGGUGUGGACGUGGAUUUCAAUCUGCACAUGGCAAUGGGUGCGGCUGCCCCACGUGCAUUGCUGGACGAGUACUACUUGACCAAAGCAGCUCUGCAGCGUGGCUUCCAGACAAUUGAGUGUGCCUCGGAUGCCAAACGCCUCUACAACUGCCAACCUCUGCCGUAUAUGAACGUUGCGAUCUUCACAGACACCUGUCAGUGGCCGCCCCCGCCAGGCGCAACCAGGGGCGUGCCGCCCGAGGCCAAUGUGCGGCACCUGCAAGUGAGGGACAAGCCUGCACGCAUUGGCUUUGUACACGCAUGCGAACGCGCCCGCCCGGCCACGGGGAGCUUCACGGAGGUCUUUCUCGAGAUGGCAAGGGAGCCCAGGAGUCUGGAUGCUCUCAUUGACAGCAUGCGCGCGAAGCUGGAGACAAGCACUGGCUUCGGCAGCAGCGUGUCUGCUGUGACGCGGGCAGCCUAG